Molecule: messenger RNA, 654 nt
Organism: Histoplasma mississippiense
Lineage: Eukaryota; Fungi; Ascomycota; Eurotiomycetes; Onygenales; Ajellomycetaceae
Exons: 2
Coding region: 1-654 (217 amino acids)
Molecular function (GO): protein binding
Source: RefSeq, a predicted model, not a curated record
AUGAUCGCCAGACCGUUGUGCAAGCCCAAUAUCUACUCUCUUGCAGCAGACAAUUCGCCUUCCCUCCUCCCACUCCUGCGGUCAAACCCUGCUUUAGCUUCGUCCCAGGACGACUCUGGCUAUUCCCUGCUACAUGCUGCUGCUUCGUACGGCCAUGUCGAUCUUCUCCGCGCCCUCGUUCAAGAGCUCCAGGUAAACGUAAACUUGGUAGACGAGGACGGAGAAACUUGCCUUUUUGUCACGGAAUCUGUCGACGUGGCCCGCUGUUUGAUCGAGGAACUGGGCGUAGAUCGGGGUCACAAGAAUCACCUUGGUUUGAAGGCGGAGGAGUCUAUUGCCAGUGAUGGGGAAUUUCCGUAUUUGAUUGAAUACCUACAAGGCAGCCAGGCUGGGGAUUGCCCGGGCCAACUCCUACAAUCAUCUAUAUCGAUUCCGCCAAAUGUGACUGUCAAUGUUGGAAACAUGCCUGAUCCUGCUGCCGACGGGGAUGGGGCCCCUGACCCGGAAUUCAAGAGGAGAAUUGAGGAAUUUGCUGCAAGGGAAAACUUCCAUACUGAAGAGGGGCAGCGGGAACUCCGUCAAUUAGUUACGGACGCACUUAAGGAUGUGAAUGCAGACACACAGGAGAGGGGCGUUAGGAGACGGACUGAUUAA